Malassezia pachydermatis is the source of this 930-nucleotide messenger RNA. RefSeq lists its product as hypothetical. Lineage: Eukaryota; Fungi; Basidiomycota; Malasseziomycetes; Malasseziales; Malasseziaceae. Bases 1 to 930 code for a protein of 309 amino acids. The record is from RefSeq and is a predicted model, not a curated record. The transcript has a single exon.
AUGUCGGCCCCCGUGGAGACAUUUCGUACGAGCGAUGGCGCGCGAAUCGGCUUUCGUUUCUUUGGCAAAGAGCACAAGACACCUGCCUUGGUCAUGAUCAAUGGCAUGAGUGCUGUGAUGGACGACUGGGUGCCUUUGGCUGAGGCAUUCGCACAGACGCGGCCAGUUCUUAUCUUUGAUCACCGCGGAAUUGGCGAUUCGUAUCUCACAGAAGAGGGCGCAGAAGAUAUUACUAUCGAGCUUAUGGCGCAAGAUGUGAUUGACUUGGUGCGUUCGCUGCAUAUGCACACGAUCCACCUGCUGGGCUUUAGCAUGGGUGGCCUCAUUGCGCAGGCGAUUCUUACGCACUCUGAUGCCAAGGCCACGACUGACCAAGCGGGUGUGCGUGUGCAAGGUGUGGAAGUGCGCCGAGCUGUACUUACAGCUACGUUUGCCAAGAUGCCGAAAGGCGAAUUUCAUCCGUCCAACAUCCCUGUGCCGCCCCCAGGUUCGUCAAAAGCCGAGCGUGAUUAUGCUGUGGUAAAGUACAUGCUGGAAAUGCAGUACCACCCCUCGGUCCUUGGGCCGCAUGGCGCUCUCCAACAUACCUUUGACCGUCGUAUGGCGCAUCAUCCCCAUACACGCCGCCCUCAAAUGGUCAUCGGCUACCAAGCGGCCUCGAUGGCGAUGUACGAUGGGAAGGACAAGUUGUGCCACAUCCCGUCCAAGCUGCCGAUGAUCAUGAUACAUGGCCGCUAUGAUCGUAUGGUGAACUAUGACGAGUCGAACGAUCUGCAAAAGCGGCUCCCACAACUCCGGCGUCUACGACCUGACGUGGAGGGCGACCGUGAGGCGUUUGGGCACAUGUGGUUUGACUACUUUGACUUGCAAGCGUCGUGGGUCGACCCCAUCACGCAGUUCCUCGACACGCCGCGCGCUGCGCACAUGUGA